CAGAGCGGUGCUGUCAUGGAACAGAUUUUUUUUCUUCAUCUAUCUAUUCUCUUUAAACAAUGUCCGCCUCCUCUUCUCCACGAUCCAAUUCUUCACAGGCAACUCUAGAUGCCUCUCUCCUUAAUCGAAUUCAGAAUGGUCCUCCUCUCACUCAACCAGUGCCUCCCCCAAACGCAGGCAACACCACUGUGUUAGCGCCCCUGUCCACCACCAACAGACCCGGAAUAUCGUCUAUGGUUCAGGCAAGAUCGUCUUGUGCUUCUAGGCAUUCAAGCCACUGUCAACAGUGCAGUUGGUCCUACUAUAAACAGUUGCUCAACCUCUGCAGAUGCUUGGGACAAGCUUCAAGCAAGCUAUGCAAAUCGAUCCAACACAAGGAUGCUGACUCUCCUCACCACGUUGAUGAAAACAACCAAGGAGGGUAUCAGCGUAUCAGAAUAUAUAUAUGAUGAAGAUCAAAAGUGUGAUUGACGACCUAGCCUUAAUUGGUCAUCCCGUGAGUGAUAAAGAGAUCAUAGGCCACACUCUCAACUUCAAGAUGAGUUUAAAGAACUGACUGCUGCUGUUCGGGUUCGUGACUCACCUAUCAGAUUUGAAGAUCUUUAUAACAAACUAUUAGAUGAGGAGCUGAUUCAGAAAUGAGGAGAAAUUAAGAAGACAGACACUCCCGUUACCGCUCAAUUCACUCAAAGGAGCAGUUGGAAUAAGAAUAAAGAUGGUUUUACUCACAAUAGAAAUUUCUUCUCAAACAAUAGGUCACCCCAGGGAUCUCCCAGUCAACAACACUUCAAUUGCAACCGAGGUUACUCUCGUAGUCUCCCUUAUCAAGGUACUGGCUACAACUCUGGAGCCUUUUCUCAACAAUCUAAUUCUUGGAGGCCUAAUUUUCAGCAGGGACAACCCAAAGUUAUCUGUCAAUUGUGUGACAAAGUAGGCCAUACCGCUAAAGUCUGUCGCUCGAAACCAAAACCAACCCAACAACAAACUUGGCCGUAGGCUAA
Messenger RNA from Pistacia vera, 1001 nucleotides. RefSeq lists its product as uncharacterized. The coding region runs from base 60 to 449 and encodes 129 amino acids. The record is from RefSeq and is a predicted model, not a curated record. NCBI's taxonomy places the organism in Eukaryota, Viridiplantae, Streptophyta, Magnoliopsida, Sapindales, Anacardiaceae. The transcript is spliced from 2 exons.